AUGAACACCGCUACUCAAGUAUGCAGAAGCGGCGCUCUUUUAGUUUUUACUGGUAACGUUUUGCGUCAAAGACUAAAGGAGGAACCAUGUGUCGUUCAGCCUACAUGUAAUUGUGAUCUCCUGGAGGGUGAGAAAUUGGAGCAAUCCGCAAGCCCUAAUUUGACUGAUGCUGCUGCUACCCCACUUUUUUCAGAACCAAAGCCAAGCACCAAUUUCAUCGACGUGCCAAAGCCAAGCACCAAUUUCAUCGACGUAUUCUCAUUCAGUGGUCCAGCACCUGAGAGGAUCAACGGUAGGCUAGCAAUGAUUGGAUUUGUAGCAGCCAUGGGUGUUGAGCUAGCCAACGGUGCUGAUUUAUCCGCUCAGUUAUCAAGUGGUGGAUUUUCUUGGUUUUUGGGAACAAGUGCUUUGCUAACUUUGGCUUCACUUAUCCCACUGUUCCAAGGAGUUACUGCUGAAUCCAAAUCUGGUCGGAUAAUGAGUUCUGAUGCUGAGAUUUGGAAUGGAAGAUUCGCUAUGUUAGGUUUAGUUGCUUUAGCUUUUACUGAAUAUGUUAAAGGAGCUGGCCUUUUCCAAGUCUGAAUGUAAAUUCUUUAGCUUAAGUUAAUAUUUUUUUUUUAAUUAGUAAUGUAUAGAAUAUAUCGAUUGAAGAUAUCUUCAGUAAUGAGAUUAUAAAAUAUUUUGUUUCCUAA
This is a messenger RNA of Lycium barbarum (goji berry), 692 nucleotides long. RefSeq names its product early light-induced protein, chloroplastic-like. The coding region runs from base 1 to 582 and encodes 193 amino acids. The transcript is spliced from 3 exons. The record is from RefSeq and is a predicted model, not a curated record. NCBI's taxonomy places the organism in Eukaryota, Viridiplantae, Streptophyta, Magnoliopsida, Solanales, Solanaceae.